CCCCCCUCCUCCUCCUCCUCUCCUUUGGCUUCCAAGCUGCUGAAGGGGGUCUCUCCCUUUCUGAGGAGAGCAGAAAGAGGGGGGAGAAAGAUGGAGACGGGAGUCCGAGGAACCCUCUCCAGCCCCUAGAGACAGGGAGAGAGACCCCUCCUGGCUUUCCCUGGGCGCCUUCCUGGCAAAGGCAUGGCUCUGCCGCCCAAAGGCUGCUCGGAGGCUGCGGGGCUCGGAUGGAGGAGGAGGAGGAGGACGGGAGCAUGAAGAAAGAGGCGGGAUGGGCGCCAACAAUGGCAAGCGCUACGGCGGCAGCAGCAGCGAAGGUAAAGGCAGCUCAAGCAUCUCAUCCGACGUGAGUUCAAGUACAGAUCACACACCUACCAAAACUCAAAAAAAUGCCGCUACCAGUGAAGAUUCCGACCUGAGCAUGCGUACCGUCAGCACACCCAGUCCAGCACUAAUAUGUCCCCCAAAUUCACACAUCUUGCAGAAUGGAAAGGGAUCUUCCACCUCUUCCUCUUCAGUCACUGGAGAAACCAUUGCAAUGGUGCACUCACCUCCUCCAACCCGACUCACCCAUCCUCUCAUUCGCUCUGCCUCCCGGGUUCAGAAGGAACAGGCCAAUAUUGAUCGGCUUCCAGACCAUUCAGUGAUCCAGAUCUUCUCCUUUUUGCCCACUAACCAGCUGUGCCGCUGUGCCCGAGUGUGCCGCCGCUGGUAUAACCUUGCUUGGGACCCCCACCUGUGGAGGACUAUUCGCUUGAUGGGUGAGACAAUCAAUGUGGACAGAGCACUGAAGGUGCUGACUCGGCGGCUUUGCCAGGACACACCAAACGUCUGUCUCAUGUUGGAGACGGUAAUUGUUAGUGGCUGCAGGCGGCUCACAGACAGAGGGCUCUACACUAUUGCUCAGUGCUGUCCAGAACUGAGGCAGUUGGAGGUGUCAGGUUGCUACAACAUUUCCAACGAGGCAGUCUUUGAUGUGGUCUCACUCUGCCCGAACCUGGAGCACUUAGAUGUAUCAGGUUGUUCCAAAGUGACAUGCAUCAGCUUAACCCGUGAAGCCUCCAUCAAGUUGUCCCCAUUGCAUGGAAAACAAAUUUCUAUCCGCUACCUGGACAUGAGUGACUGCUUUGUCCUUGAGGAUGAAGGACUACACACCAUUGCUGCCCACUGCACGCAAUUGACGCACCUCUACCUACGGCGCUGCAUCCGUAUCACUGAUGAAGGCCUCCGUUACCUGAUGAUUUACUGCACAUCCAUCAGGGAGCUGAGCGUGAGCGACUGUCGCUUUGUCAGCGAUUUUGGCAUGCGUGAGAUUGCAAAGCUGGAGUCCCGCCUACGGUACCUCAGCAUUGCCCACUGUGCCCGCAUCACGGAUGUAGGCAUCCGAUACAUCACCAAGUACUGCAGCAAGUUGCGCUACCUCAAUGCGCGGGGCUGUGAGGGCAUCACGGACCAUGGAGUGGAGUACCUUGCCAAAAAUUGCACAAAACUCAAGUCACUUGACAUUGGAAAAUGCCCCCUGGUCUCCAACAUUGGCUUGGAGUUUCUGGCUCUGAAUUGCUUCAACCUGAAACGAUUGAGCCUGAAGUCCUGUGAAAGCAUCACUGGACAAGGCCUGCAGAUCGUGGCAGCCAACUGCUUUGACUUACAGAUGCUGAAUGUACAGGAUUGUGAGAUCUCAGUGGAAGCUUUGCGGUUUGUUAAACGCCAUUGCAAGCGCUGUAUUAUAGAGCACACCAACCCUGCCUUUUUCUGAAGCCAACACUUCACUCUUGUUGAUGAAUGCAAAGUAUCAGAAAUGUUUGUUGGGCAUAUGUGCCCUGGCUGUGUGUAUACAGCAAUUGUACUUUCUUUGUACCAGGGAAGGGAACAUGGAGCUUUAGGGUCCACAUUGGGUCCUUAAAACACUUCCUGAUGGCCUUGCUCAAACCUCCCGAGUGCAGGGGACUUCUAAUCUUAAAAAUUUAAUUCUCUACCCUUUAUGACCCCUGUGAUAUAACUGAAGACAACACAGUGGUUUUUAUGUAGAGUUCAGCAAAGGGAAGGCAAGUAACAGACACCCUAGUUUAUCCUUGUUGACAAAUAUCAUUAGUCCUGAUCUAGGGGGAGUGAAUUGUUCAUAGGUCACAUUGAAGGCCAAAGCUUGGAAAAGGUACAUUUUUAGACUACAACUCCCAAAUAAGGGCUAGGAAAUUGUAAGAGCUGUAAUCCAAAAAGGAAAAUUUUCCAAGCUCUGUUGAAAUGAAUGGGAGAUGUUAAUCAUGACCAGUCUCGUUGUUUUCAAAAGAAAUAGUCAUGGCUACCUUUAGCUGUAUUGGAACCAACAUGUCUCAGAUCAUUGUGUCAUUUGAGAGCCUGUCACUUUUGUUUGUUUUUGCUUUGCUGUUACACUUUGGGGCCUAAAUUGUAGUUCAAAGAAGAAUGCCAUCCUAGCAGAGGUGCAAUACAUCAAAGAUGCUCUGAUAUACUAGCCAUCACAAUUAUUCAAGUGGUAGCAAAUUAAUCUCUGACACAUGUAUUUUUGCAUAUGACCCUCAGUGCUAAACAGGUUAUCUGCCCCUGUUCGUUGUCUCUCAGGGGUCCUAUCAAGAACUUCUCUGUAAAAGUAGAAAGUGUUUUAAGCCACCUUCCUUUAACUCCUGUUGUGUCCAGGUUGUCUGUCAUCUGGAAAGAACAUCUGUUUAAAUAUAAUAUCCUAACUGUAGUCCUUUUACAUCAGUAUGAAUAGCUCUUGGAACACUCUGUUUUAGACCUUCUUUCCUCUUUGACUGUUGGUCUAGAAAAAAUGUGGAUUUUCAAUCAGACGCCAGUAAGCUUUGCAUUUCAGAACGCUCUUUCACAGUAGAAAAACAUGUCAAUUUAUUAUGAUCAUUCAUAGCUAUAGCCCACAAUCCUGGCCUCUCUCAUCAUCCCUUCAGGAUUUUCUGCCCUUAUCUCUUUUCUGUUUAGUUCAUGGGUGGCCAAGUGGAGAGGUCAUAGGACAGGGAUAGGGCACUUCUGGCCUGCCAAAUGGUGAUAGAUCACAGCUCCCUGUAGUCUUGACUCUUGGCCAUGCUGGUUAGAAGGCCACAACAGCACAGUCAGGCCUAUAGCUUUGCCUCUCUCUCUAACUCUGACAGUGCUGCUUGUGUCUUGCUUCUAUUCACUAGGAACAAAGCUGGACAAAAACUCCAGAGGCUACAUAUGCCCUGAAGUACCCAAGGUUUGUUCUUUGUCUUAUUAACAAUUACUGAAUGUUUAGAUCAGCUAUAUGUUAAAUAGUUAAGUAUACUAAACAUUAGUAUACUUAGUUAAGUAUAUACAGUGGUCUCUCCACAUUUGCUGGGGUUAGGGGUGAAGGAUCUCAACGAAUGUGGAAAACCCACAAAUAAAAAAAAAUAUUCUUUUUACCUGAGAG
Messenger RNA from Sceloporus undulatus (fence lizard), 3397 nucleotides. RefSeq names its product F-box and leucine rich repeat protein 7 (gene FBXL7). NCBI's taxonomy places the organism in Eukaryota, Metazoa, Chordata, Lepidosauria, Squamata, Phrynosomatidae. The coding region runs from base 272 to 1756 and encodes 494 amino acids. Gene Ontology annotation, cellular component: SCF ubiquitin ligase complex. Gene Ontology annotation, biological process: SCF-dependent proteasomal ubiquitin-dependent protein catabolic process. Gene Ontology annotation, molecular function: protein binding. The record is from RefSeq and is a predicted model, not a curated record. The transcript has 4 exons.